UGCUCGGUUGUCUGUCACUUCCUUGGCAUGAAAACAAAAACGCGUGCGUGCUUUCUGGACAGUCGGCAUCAAAUUUACGUUGAAAUUAUCUAAAAAUCUGUUUUAGUUACAAAACAUCAUCAAAAAUGUAUUUAAUGUACACCUUGAACGAAAAGGGAGAACGAGUUUAUACUUUGAAGAAAAAUGAUGCUGAAGGUAAUCCCACUCAGUCAGCACAUCCGGCACGAUUCUCUCCGGAGGACAAAUACUCCCGCCAUCGUAUCAUUAUCAAGAAGCGAUUCGGUUUAUUGCUAACCCAGCGACCUGAGCCAGUUUAUUAGAUAUGUAGACUUAAAGUUUUAAUAUUAAUUCGCGAAUAAAAUUAUCAAAUGCCAAUCAAUCA
Molecule: messenger RNA, 382 nt
Organism: Aedes aegypti (yellow fever mosquito)
Lineage: Eukaryota; Metazoa; Arthropoda; Insecta; Diptera; Culicidae
Gene: Nop10
Product: H/ACA ribonucleoprotein complex subunit 3
Exons: 2
Coding region: 126-320 (64 amino acids)
Biological process (GO): rRNA pseudouridine synthesis; ribosome biogenesis; snRNA pseudouridine synthesis
Cellular component (GO): box H/ACA snoRNP complex; box H/ACA telomerase RNP complex
Molecular function (GO): box H/ACA snoRNA binding; telomerase RNA binding
Source: RefSeq, a predicted model, not a curated record